Neurospora tetraspora is the source of this 924-nucleotide messenger RNA. Its product is annotated as cutinase-domain-containing protein. The record is from RefSeq and is a predicted model, not a curated record. The transcript is spliced from 3 exons. The coding region runs from base 1 to 924 and encodes 307 amino acids. Lineage: Eukaryota; Fungi; Ascomycota; Sordariomycetes; Sordariales; Sordariaceae. Gene Ontology annotation, molecular function: hydrolase activity.
AUGUGGACAAUCGUCGCCCGCUUUGUCGAGGCCGCUGCCUCCGUCUCCCACUACACCCGUGAGGAGCCCUGCGCGACCGGCAUCCAUCUGAUCGUCGCCCGCGGCAGCAGUGAAGCUCCAGGUCUCGGGCGAAUCGGCGUUGUAGCCCGGAACGUCACCCUGCUCCUUCCCGGAUCGACCAUCGAGGCCAUCGACUAUCCCGCCACCUUCGCCAACUACACCACCUCGGAGGAGAAGGGAGCCAUUGCCUUUGAGAAGAGUCUCGUUGACUACCAUGCGAAGUGCCCGGACACCAAGGUUGCCCUGCUGGGUUACUCCCAGGGUGCGCAGGCUAUGAUGGACUCGCUUUGUGGCGGAAUUCCUGGAGAGGGCUCGGAUUAUCAGGCUAGCAAGGGGUACUUGGAGGUGUUCAAUGAGACGGUCGUCGCGGCCGUCGCCUACGGUGACCCAAGCCACACAGCCGGGGCUCCCUGGAACCUUGGCUCCAGCACAAAGACUGGCAUCUUCCCCCGCGAGAACGUGACCUCCUGCCUGCCCCUCGCUUCGCACAUCGCCUCUUGGUGCGACACGGGCGACAUUUACUGCGAUUCUGGCUCGGACAUCACCGUGCACGGCGGUUACUUUGGCAACUACACCAUGGAGACUGUCAAGUGGAUCGUUGAGAAGUACAACGCUUCGAUUGCUGCCGGCCAGAACGGCGGUUCCGACUCGGGUAACUCGACUACCACUGUUCCUGUUCCCUCGUCCACUUCGACUGGUGUUGCUGUCCCGACUGGAUCUGGAUCGGUGGUUGUGAGUGCGACCCCCAGCGCUUCUGCUUCGGGCGCGCCUGUUCAGGGUGCUGCGGUUAGUGUGAGGGGAUCGGGCGUGAUGGUUUUGGCUGGUGUUGUUGGUGCUGUCGGUAUGGGUCUUGGUCUCUUCUAG